This is a messenger RNA of Oryza brachyantha (malo sina), 2448 nucleotides long. RefSeq lists its product as uncharacterized. Gene Ontology annotation, molecular function: nucleic acid binding; zinc ion binding. The record is from RefSeq and is a predicted model, not a curated record. The transcript is spliced from 2 exons. Gene Ontology annotation, biological process: DNA integration. NCBI's taxonomy places the organism in Eukaryota, Viridiplantae, Streptophyta, Magnoliopsida, Poales, Poaceae. Bases 1 to 2448 code for a protein of 815 amino acids.
AUGUCCGACGGACAGUCUCGGCGUUCGGGCGCCUCGAGCACACGACGUCAGCAGGACGCCGAACUCGCUGCAGCGCAAGAGCGCAGGCGAGCAGCGGCACAGACCGCAGCAGCAGCAGCAAGGGCAGCAAGGCUGGCAGCAGCGGAGUUGGCGGCGAUCAGGGCGGAGGCAGAAGCAGAGGAGGCGGAAGAUGCAGCACGUGCGGCGGAGGCUGAGGUUGAGACCUUGCGUAGCAGCAUCAACGGCUCCAUCGUCGGCGACAUCACCGCCGACAGGGACCUUGAGGAGCUGGCGAGAGGAAGGGUGCGGGAGCGGACAAUACGGUGGGCAGCAGCCCACCCCCAUGGCGGCGGCGGUCCAGGGGACCACGCAUCCGCCGACGGCGCCCCAAGCGAGGGCGCGUGCGGCAACGGUAGCCCAGAUGGGCGCAGGCGUGCCGGCGGCAACCCAGAGAACACACGCCGCGGCGGCUACCCUCCCGGUUAUGGCGGCCGGAUCUACGGAGAGCGCGGCCCUCACAGGCAGCGCGACUCUCCCUCCCCUGACCGGCGCCAUGGCUACCACGGCAUCCAAGCGGUGGUCAGGGACUUUGGUCCCGGUGGUGGGUGGCCUACCCUCACCAAGACCAACUACAUCGAGUGGGCCGCGGUGAUGAGGGUGAGGCUCCAGCAAAAGCGGACUGCCAAGGAGGCCUGGGAUGCCAUCGCUGCGGCACGCAUCGGCAGCGAUCGCGCCCGCAAGAGCACGCUGCAAGCACUCCGCAAGGAGUGGGAGAACCUGGCCUUCAAGCCAGGUGAGGACAUCGAUGAUUUUGCCCUCCGUCUCAACACUCUGUUGCAGAAGAUGGUGCAGUACGGCGACGACACCUACAACGAGGAGAGAGCUGUCGAGAAGCUCUUCCGCUGCAUCCCAGAGAAGUAUAAGCAGAUUGCCCACUCCAUCGAGUCUCUCCUGGACCUCUCCACGAUGACGAUCGGGGAGGCGAUUGGUCGCCUCAAGGUCGUCGACGGCGAUGAGCCACAGCCCCUCUCCGGGCCCAUCACCAUUGGCGGGAAGCUCCAUCUCACUCGGGAGCAGUGGGAGGCCUGCCAGGGUGAUGGGAAAAAGGGGGAGUCCUCCUCGGUAGGCGGCCGCAAGCGCGGCAACCUGCACAAGGGGCGCGGAGGCGUCCGGGUCAGGUUGCGAGGACGCAUCCGUGGUGGAGCCCGCGGAGGCGUCCAGGGCGGCACCACCGGCAACCGCAGGCCGACGCGAGACGACGCCUGCCGCAACUGUGGCAAGUCUGGCCACUGGGCCAAGGACUGCCGACAACCACGACAAGGCCAAGCCAACGCCGCACAAGUGGAGGAAGAACCAGCCCUGCUCCUGGCACACGCAAGCAUCGAGCUAUCUCCAGCGGCACCGGCCGCAUCGGCUUUCCUCCACCUAGAAGAGCCGAAGGCACGAGCCCUUCUUGGCGACGACUCCAACGACAAGACUGAUGGAUGGGUCCUCGACACCGGGGCCACCCAUCACAUGACCGGUCGACGGGAGUUCUUCACCGAGCUUGAUCCCAGCGUCCGAGGCUUCGUCAAGUUUGGGGAUGCCUCUGGCGUGGAUAUCAAGGGCACCGGCUCCGUCAUCUUCACCACCAAGUCCGGCGAGCACAGGCUGCUCACCGGAGUCUACUACAUCCCCGCGCUGAGGAACUCCAUCAUCAGUAUUGGACAGCUGGAAGAAGAGAAAGGUUCAUGCGUGGUGAUCAAGAACGGAGUCAUGAGGAUUUGGGAUCGGCGCAAGAUCGGGGAGCGCCGUGGUCGCCUCCUUGUCAAGGUAACCAGAGGCAACAACCGACUCUACAUCCUCAACGAGCAGGUAGCACAACCCGUGUGCCUCAUCGCCCGCCGGGACGACGAGGCGUGGCAGUGGCACGAGCGCUUCGGCCAUCUCCACUUCGAGGCCCUGAAGCGGCUCAGUACCAAGGAGAUGGUGCGAGGCAUGCCAUGCCUUGACCACGUGGAGCAGUUCUGCGACGUCUGUGUGUUGACGAAGCAGAGGCGGCUCCCCUUUCCCCAUCAGACGAGCUUCCGAGCCAAGGAGCGGCUCGAGCUCGUGCACGGGGAUUUGUGUGGCCCGGUGACUCCGGCCACACCAGGAGGACGACGCUUCUUCUUGCUGCUCGUCGACGACCUCUCUCGCUACAUGUGGGUGACGGUCCUCGGUAGCAAGGGAGAGGCUGCGGACGCCAUUAGGCGCACGCAGGCUGCUGCGGAGGCGGAGUGCGGCCGCAAGUUGCGCAUCCUGCGCACCGACAACGGCGGCGAAUUCACGGCGGCUGAAUUCGCGUCGUACUGUGCCGAUGAAGGUAUUCACCGCCACUACUCCGCGCCGUACAGCCCACAGCAGAACGGCGUCGUUGAGCGGCGCAACCAGACGGUUGUGGGGAUGGCUCGAGCCCUCCUCAAGUAG